Messenger RNA from Penicillium maclennaniae, 1563 nucleotides. RefSeq names its product fungal specific transcription factor domain-containing protein. The transcript has 4 exons. Gene Ontology annotation, biological process: DNA-templated transcription. Gene Ontology annotation, cellular component: nucleus. Bases 1 to 1563 code for a protein of 520 amino acids. The record is from RefSeq and is a predicted model, not a curated record. Lineage: Eukaryota; Fungi; Ascomycota; Eurotiomycetes; Eurotiales; Aspergillaceae. Gene Ontology annotation, molecular function: DNA binding; zinc ion binding.
AUGACUCCCCCCCCAACACGCUCGACGCCUAAAAGUGCCUCACCGGAGGAUGAUCUUGGUUUCCUCAAUUCAACGGGAAAUCAAGUCGCCUCCUCUGUCAUACUAGACCCCUCUCAUCCCUCCUAUGUAACAUAUGGCCCGAGUAGCAUGUCAUUCUCUGUCAAACAUACCCUCCUAUCCCUCUACUUCGCCCACAUUCAACCAAUCUUCCCCAUGUUUCGGAGACCUGUCUUCUAUGAUGAUCUCCUGAAUGGUCGCAUACCAGAAGCUCUUCUUGUCACCAUGUUCGCUGUCGCGUGUCGUUUUCUUCCCGAUGACAAGUGCAACCGCCUCUUCGGUCCAACACCUGCCCCGUGGGAACACUUCUCCGAGCUGGCCCAUCAAAAAUCCCGUGAAGACAUGGACAGGGAACAAAAUCUCCCAGUGACUCUGAAUUCCGUGCGAACUGCAUGUCUCUUGGCGCUAUAUGAAUACACCUCGACUCCAAGCCGACAAGCCUGGAUCCUAGUGGGCAACGCUAUGCGCUUAGCGAUAAUGGCCCAACUACAUCAAGUAGACUGUGCUUAUUUUCUUGAAGGCUUAUCUCCAGCAGACAGAGAAGAGCGUCGGUUUGUCUGGUGGACCAUCUGGCGGCUCGACUGCACCAUUAAUGUCACUACCGUAACGCCAUUUGGGAUCGACUCCCAGAUGAUCGGAACAGCAUUGGUCUCUACCACGAUCGCAGAUUUCACUGCUGGCCUGAUCAAGGCCACCAACAAUAAAGUCUCCGAGAUGGAUCCCAUCAGGUCUUGGUUGUCUGUUCAGGGCCCGCAGAUCUACGAAACCGGUGAUGGGUUUAAUACCUACCUGUUCGCCGUUUCGUUGCUACGGGCUGUGUCUGAAUGUCAUCAGCGGCUCAAUACGAAGCCGAACCCAGAAGAUCUCAAACGUAUCGCCAGUUUGCAUGAGAUCUUCACUGCGCUGGAGCUCAUUUUCCCGUGUUCAUUCUUCGCGCCAGCCAAGUCUCCGAUCGAGGAAUUUCACACGCAUCGACUACGCCUGGAGACGAUUAUUAUGUUGAAUACAGCCCGCCUUAUUAUGAAUGAGCCUUUCGGUCAAUGGACCCCAGAGCUUCCUGAAACCUCGAGCAACGCUGCUCUGGUCUCUUUCCGAAGUUGGCGUGACAGCCUUAACUAUGCGAAAGACAUUGCAAGUGUCUUCAACCAUUGGCCGCCAGAUUACUUUGCGGUGUCGGACCCUAUCAUCAGCUGUGCAAUAUGGCAUGCCUAUUGCGGGCUAAUGAUGUUCGGGAUGUCGGGUCAGGGAAAGUCAGGACCAUCUUGCGCCAAUGUUCCCACCGAUGUGCUCGAGAUGUUAAGCGUUUCAUUGAACAGCUUUACUCCCUGGUGGCCAAUUGCUCGCGUUCUGCAAGACUCACUUCAGGAGUUCCAGGCUUGGAGCUGGGCCACAUUGGACGCCGCGAGAUUAGUCGGCUUAAUCUCUCAUAUUCGCAAGGCAUUCAAUCCAUUUACAAGUCAACCGGGGCGAGUGGAUGUCUCUUUACUGUGUGACUCUCUAGUCUAA